Eublepharis macularius is the source of this 5242-nucleotide messenger RNA. RefSeq names its product progestin and adipoQ receptor family member 6 (gene PAQR6). Lineage: Eukaryota; Metazoa; Chordata; Lepidosauria; Squamata; Eublepharidae. The transcript is spliced from 8 exons. Bases 402 to 1427 code for a protein of 341 amino acids. The record is from RefSeq and is a predicted model, not a curated record. Gene Ontology annotation, cellular component: membrane. Gene Ontology annotation, molecular function: signaling receptor activity.
GGCCCGUUUCUUCCCCUUCCGCCAAUAAACUCCAGCCAACAGGGGAGGGCGUCUUGGCGCCUCUUCAUCACCAUUGCUAAGGAAUGUGGCUUACAAGAGGGCGAAAAAAAAUUAAGAGGGGGAGACAAACACUGAACUAACUUGGAGACUUCCUUACAGCCUGAGCAACAGUCUAUGAUCUGUCCAGGGAUGGUGAAGUGGUAGCGUUUCUUUGGGGGGCUGCAGCCCACCCCUUCGCCUCCUACCCGCUCUGCAGCAGGACACAAAUGUUGGGCCAUCACGGAGCUACCCGCGGGAAAAGAAUCACUGCCAGCCCAAGAAGUGUGACGAAAUCUUGUCCUCCUAUAUGCCAAGCUGCAUUUUACAUUAAAAUAAAAAUAUCAUCUCCACCGUGACCAGAAAUGCUUACAAUAAAGCUGCCUCAGAUCUUCAGGAUCCACCAAGUACCUCGUAUCUUCUGGGAAGAUGGCAUCAUCUCGGGCUACCGUCACCCCAAAAGCUCUGCCUUAGACUGCAUCCUCAGCUCCUUCCAAAUGAACAAUGAAACAGUCAACAUUUGGACACAUUUUCUCCCUACCUGGUAUUUCUUGUGGCGAUUCCUGAUGCUGUCCUACAGUCUGGAUUUUUGGCAUGAUACCUACAGCUGGCCCUUCCUAGCCUAUAUGUGGCUUAUUUGCCUCUACCCCUUCACAUCCAGCUGUGCCCACACUUUCAGUACCAUGUCAACCCAUGCAAGGCACAUCUGUUACUUCUUGGACUACGGAGCUCUCAGUCUCUACAGUUUGGGCUGUGCUUUCACAUAUGGAGCCUAUUCAAUGCCUGACUGCUGGGUGAACGGCCCUUUGCACCAUUACUUUGUCCCCGUGGCUGCCUUUAAUUCCUUUGUCUGCACAAGCCUCUCUUGUUACUCCCGAUUCCUGGAACUAGAGUGCCCCCCUCUGAGCAGGAUUUUGAGGACAGCAGCUUUUGUGUACCCUUUCAUCUUUGACAACAUACCAUUGUUCUACAGGAUUUUCUUCUGUUUUGGUGAAGACUGUGCUUGGAAUGAUGCCAUAGCUGGUUACUUCUAUCACCUUUUCUUCGCCCUCCUCACCGGCUUCCUCUUUGCAUCCCACCUGCCGGAACGCCUGGCUCCAGGUCGCUUCGAUUUCAUUGGGCACAGCCACCAGCUGUUCCACAUCUGUGCAGUGGUAGGCACCCACUUCCAACUGGAAGCUGUUUUGUGUGACUUACACUUGCGCCAGGAGUGGCUGAGCACCCAUGCACCGGCGUCCACCUUCACUCAUACUUUCGCCAUCCUUGGCACCGCCCUGCUGGGGAACCUUGUUCUCAUUGCUGUCUUCACCAUCACCCUCCUCCGUUCAUCUGUCACCACCACAAUCCUACAGAGCACCCCCUCAGAGGUGGAGCGGCACAAGGAUAAGUGACUGUUCUCAAGAACGGCGGUUUUGGUACCAAGGGAGGGGGUGGAAGCUUCCCUCUGCUCCGGGUUCUUACUUCCAAACCCUUUGGGUUAGUUGGUUCACUCAUCGCACUUAUACCUCAAGAUUAUGUAUCUGGAGGAAUACAAUACCCUUCCCAGGAGGUGUCCUGAGUUUAAUGUCCCCCUAACUUUGAGCACCUUAAAAAGAAUCAAAACCUUUGGUUGAAGCUGUAUGGCUCCAUGGGUUAGUAGGGCUUAUGUCUACAGUGCUGAGCACAGAGGAGGAAAUGCAGCCAGUGUCCCCUCCAACUCUGUUUCUAUUGUACUGGUGAGCAACUUACAGGACCCCUCCAAUGUAAGUGAAGGGACUGCAGAGGGUAAUGUCCAGGACAGUCAAAACUGGCUCAGUACUUGUCUGGAUGUUCCUUAUGGGGCUGCAAGAAUGUAGAGUGAGAUUUCCAUUUCCCAGUUAAGCCGGCCUUUUAGGGCUUAAAUUCUAGAGACCCAGGACCUCCUGCUCCUUCGUCUUGGAUGUCUGCAGGCAGGCUGUGGAUAUUGUGGUUCUGAGAAUGACCUAGCUCUAAUUCAUCCUCGAUAUCUCCUCCUGGAGAUUUGGAAAGAAGUCCUGGGUUCCCCUCAAAACUGGAUCCCGCCCCCCAUGGACAAAAAGGAAAAAAAUCUCGCAUAUGGGUUUCCCUAUAUUGGCAAGGAAGCACUUUGAAAAACUCCGGCUGGUGACCGAAGAUUAUAUGGCCCUUGUGGAAUUUGCACCUAACUCUCAGUGUAACCUUAAUUAACAGUGGUCUUUGUUGUUUGUUUGGAUAUGUGUCAGCCUCAGGAAACCAACAAUUAAAAUAUAGUUAUGUGCUCCUAGUUUCCUGAGCUGUAGAAACUUCUGGGAGCAGCUUUUACCAAUUUCCUUUGGAGGAGAGAGUACUAGAGGCCUGUGUAACAAACUGAAUUUUAACAAUAUACAGGUUGAGCAAGUGGAACACAUAAAGCUAGUCCCAAAUUUAAUAUUAUCCCCCCACCAUAAAUCAACUCUGAUAAAUCAACUUUGUGCUUUCCACCACAAAGCAACAGCAAUUCCCUCAAGUUGGCUAUAUUACUGCCAACAAAUUUUUUUCUGCUUGGUAACUGAGGCUUCAAAAACCUUCCACAAUUGGGUUUUUAUGAAGAGAUUACUUUGUUGGACCACUUGUGGCCAUUAUGGGAACAUCUUUUACCUACAAUCAGCUUAGCAGACCAUACAAGAACCCAGGAAAAGAGGGCUAGCUUUUUACUCAGCCAAAGAAUGUAGCAGGGCUCAUAGAAAUAUUAUCUGCUAUUAUUUUGGAAUGCUGGAAUUGGUGGCUACAUGCCUGGCUCAAAAAUGAAAAAUUGUAUAUGCCACCUCCCACUUUUGCUAGGACACAACGAAGGGAAGAGCUUUAGUUUUGUGGCUGAACUGCCCUUUUACGCAUUUUUACACUUAAGAAGGCUGAUAUCUAAUUCCAUUAGUUGUAGGAAAUGGGAGUGCAAUGUGAAAAUUAUCUUUUGCUUGUUCAGGUAGAAAAUAAUAGGGUUCCAACAAAGAAGCAAUAUGGUUCCAGUUCUGACAGUAAGUUCCAGUUUGGACCUCAGACUGAGUGGCCUUGAAAUACAAAAAAAUGAUUUAAAUCAUUAAAUUGCCACUUAAGGGUGAUGCUACGGAGCCUCUGAAACUUGACAUAGUUCAGGGCCUCAGCAUGUCUUAAUACAGCUUUGGAUUCCGACAGCAACAGAGGUUAGGAAGAAUGGUAGGAUUUUUAAAGGGUAGCAGAUCAAAGGGAUUACUCAGGGUCUUCAAGAGCAAGCUGGGCAAAUGUUUGUUCAAAUGUGUGUAGGUGGACUUGAUCUGUGAGGUAGGAUGUGUCAGUAGCUUGUCUCUGUCACUUCUAUCCUUAUAUCCCAGAGUUGUCCACCAUAGGAAGUAAAAGCGGACAUUAUUUCUCCUUCCCACUCCUUGGGAGGCCAAAAUUGGGAACUCAGGGACCCACAAGGUCCCUUUAAACUCUUAUUCUCAUUAUUGAGGAAGUUUAUCCAGAGACAUCAACUUCUUAUGAGGAAGAAGAGCAGAAUUACAGAAACAAAAUAAAAAUAAUCCCUCAGAGCUGCAAAUCUGACCAUAUAAUUAUGGUCAUCGUUCAGGUCUACUCUGUCCAGGGACUGUGCAAAUGGCAGGAAAUUGCAUACAGGAGAUUCCACAUACAGUAGGAGUCCAAAGGAUGUAGUUGAUGCAUUUAAUCUGUAAUCCCAUGUGUGCUUACUUGAGGGUAAGUUCCAUUUAAUUUUAUGGGACUUCUUUCUGAGGAAAUAUGGGUGGGAUCAGGUAGUUAGAGGGGUUGAGGCUGUUUCUUAGGGUUGAAAGUAAAAGAGUAAAGUGUGUACAAGAUGGUGGCCCCUCAGUGGUUUGGCGUCAAUUGAUCACUAGGUGGCUGGUUGGAAGGCAUGGUCAGGGUAAUAAGAAGGCAGAGUUUAAAUGAGUUUUCCUGUAGGUGUUUUAGGGUUGGAUCCUGCCGUCUUCUCUGCUUCCCCUUCCCCCAGCAGUCCUUUCAGACCCCAGGAAAGUUUAUUCCUAAGGUCAUGGCACCCAUGUGACCUAACAAACAUAGGGUGGUCGGGGGGUGGCAGUGAGGAGGGAGAAGGGAAAGAAAUCACUCUUUCUGUUCCCUUUGUCGCCACUGCACAUGGCUUAGAGCUCAUGGGUCUUGUGACCCCGGAAAUAAAGUGAAAAGACUGCUUCAGGGAGGGGAAUGUAGCAAAGAUCCAUGAUCCCUGCAUCUUGCAGAUCGCACAAUCCAACCCAUUGUGCUGAAGCAAAGAGUUGUGGUAUCCAAACUGAAAAGAGGAUUUCCUUCUCCAUUUGCUCCUGGGACUUCAUCCAGAUCUGGAACCUAGUUGGGCAGUCAACAUUUGGAGAUUAAAACUGAAUAACUGUGAUUAACCUUAUGAUUGUCUUAGAUAUAUAAGAACUAGAAUAUAUGGCAGUUUUCCAGAUUGUGCAUGUCACCAUUUUGGAGCUUGGCAAUGAGUUGGUCUGUUAAGAAUGUAGGUUGAUUGCAUGCACGCGGCACAGCAGUUGCACAACUGUAAUUUUACAGGGAAGUCCCACCACAAAGUGAGAAAUGUCUUAAAAUUCUUCCAUGAGCACAAAUGUGUCCUCAAGGGGUAUGAGCUAGAGAUACAGCAGUGAAUUUUUCUUCCCUUGAAAACUAACAAUGCUCUUGUUGUACAUACCUCCAAUUCAGAAAAUAUAUUUAAAUGAACAUGUAUUAUAGAAGAACUGAAAGCAAUUUCUCACUUUGUGAUGGGGUUUCUCUAACCCUAAAGUGUAAACUCUCCAUCUGAUUGAUUAAGUGUAGAACACUUCUCUUUGGCAUUUAGCUUUGAGUUUAGUUAAUAUGUAUUGAAUAACAUUUGGAACCCUUCUUUUUUAAAAUUAAAAUCACUGAGGAAUAUAAAUAACCUGAAGAUCAUCCAAUAUGGCUCUUGAAUGGGUCCAAUCCAGUUUAGACUCAAAAUCAGAAGGGUCAUCCAGCUAAUUGAGCAUCCUGUUCACACGCUGGCCAAUCAGUUUCCUUAAGAAGGCCAACACACAGGUCGUAGAGGCCUGAUGUUGCUUCCUAGCUCUGAUAUUCAAAGGUUUACUGCCUCUGGUCAUGGAGGUUCCCUUUAGUCAUUACAGCUUAAUGGCCACUGAAGGACAUAUCCAAAUCCUGCAUGUCACCACAGUGGCAUUUGACAAUGAGUUGGCCCAGGGCUUUUUUUCUGGGGAAAGAGGUGGUGGAACUCAGUGGG